GAACAAAAAACAACACACUUUACAUUUAAUCUUGAAAUAGACAGACAAUUAUCAAAUUUAGUUGUUAACAGUAACAAAUUGUAAUAAAUAAGCUAAAGUAGUGUUUUGUAAAUUAAAACUUUUCCAAAAAUUCUUCCAAACAGCUUUUAAUAUGGCGUCUAAUCAUGAAACCUACAUAGAAAAAUACUUAAUACCAGAAAUUGUAUCGCAAUUAGAUAAUGAAGAAUUGAUUUCGUUUAAAGCGGAAAAUUCUGGAGGCUUAGAUGGUUUUAUGUCCACAUUGUAUAAUAUACAGCUGAAAACUAAAAGCGAUAAGGGCGAUAAGGAACGUUUGUUAAUAGCCAAAUUUAUGCGUGGCGAUGUGGCCUUUAGAGAAUCCAGCAAAUCCUAUAUACAAUUUGCCAAUGAGAUCUAUAUAUAUGGCACGGUUUUGCCUUAUUAUGAGAAAUUUUUAAAGGAUAUGAAAAUUACUUCCAUAAAUAUCAUGGAUUUAGUGCCUCCCACUUAUAUAGCCAAGUUUGGUUAUAUAGAGGGUUUAAGCUCUUCCCCUAAUGAAAGAGAGGCUUCUUUGGUCAUGGAAAAUCUUAAGCCCUUAGGCUAUCAGCUGGGUCCUAGACUAGUGCUUAAUCGUGAUCAUCUGCUAGCCAUGUGCAAACCUUUGGGUCAAUAUCAUGCCAUGUCCUAUGCCUUAAGAGCCUUAAACAAUAGCCAAAUGGAGCGUUUGAAGUCAGGCAUUAUAACGUUGCCCUUUAUCAAUGACAAUGAUCCUAAUGAUGCCAAUAAUAAUCUUUAUCGUGUGUUAUAUCGCUGUGCCUUUGAUCGUUUGUUUGAAUUUUAUGAGCGUAAAUUGGAGACUAGUACGUUUGAUAGGAAAUCUACCAAGGAUUUAAAACUUAUUGAAUGUUUGCAUAAACUAAAGCACAAAUACUUUGAGGAGCCAACACGUCUAAUGGAAAAACUAAGAACCAAGCUGGAGGAUAAUGAUUUGGAUCGAUAUUUUGGCGCUAUUUUGCAUGGUGACUACAAUCGUAACAAUGUUUUGUUUAAAUACAAAGCUUCUAAGGAAGGCAAGGGUGAAGAGGAGAAAUUAGUGGAAGAUAUGAAAAUGAUAGAUUUUCAGGAACUGCGCUAUGGCUCUCCUUGUUUGGAUUUGUCUUUCUUUAUGUAUUUCAAUACUGCCGAAGAGGAGAGAUAUGAAAUCUGGGGUAAUUUAUUAAAAGCCUAUCAUACUUGCAUGUUUAAUACCUUGUCGACAAUAUUAAAAGCUUCCCAGAAAUCCAAACAUGAUAUAGCGGAAAUUUUACAUCAUUAUAGUUUUGAGAAAUUUCAAACACAUUUUUCCCGUUUCGCUUUUUAUGGUUGCAUGAUUUGUUUACAUUUUCUUCCUUGGAUAUUGUGCACGGAGGAGGAAUGUAGCCGUCUUUCCCAAACAUUUGAAACGGAUUUAUAUGGUGAAGAGUUUCGUAAGCUGUCUUUGGAGGCGGGCGGAGAUGAGGUGACCAUGCGUAUGCUGACGGUGAUUAGACAUGCCUGUGAAAUGGGCUAUAUGGAUGAUUUGUAACAUGAUUUGGGUUUAGAGUUAUUUUUAAUUUAGUAAAUUGAUUUUAUUAUUUUUUAUUUUUUUUGGGUAAAUUGGUUUUUAUUGAAUAAAUAUGAAUUUAAAAUAUAAA
Calliphora vicina (urban bluebottle blowfly) is the source of this 1670-nucleotide messenger RNA. RefSeq lists its product as uncharacterized. The record is from RefSeq and is a predicted model, not a curated record. NCBI's taxonomy places the organism in Eukaryota, Metazoa, Arthropoda, Insecta, Diptera, Calliphoridae. The transcript is spliced from 5 exons. The coding region runs from base 152 to 1561 and encodes 469 amino acids.